CCAGCUAGAUGCAGAUUACGCGUACGAAAAACGGAACUGAAGUAACACACAUUUGGGGAGAGUCUACGAAAAUACGGAAUUUCAAAAUCUUGUAAGAAUUUCUUUGACUAGUUGAAUUAUUUUCUGGAAUCAUCAACUCCUACUUCAACUGAACAAAGAAGUUAACGCUUGACCUGUGCAACAGAGGGAUAAUCCUUGACCCGUAACCAUGACGACCAUGCAGAGGUUAAACCAGGAUCUUGACCAGUUGGACAGUCUUCGGCCAGGUGGACAGCUGUCCCAGAACGGACAACUGCAGCCAGGAACCAUCUACACGCAGAACAUCACCACCACUCAGACGUUCUAUGGCUCCCAACCAAAGAAGUUUGCCCCUGUGGUGGGCCCAAAGCCCCGCAGUCAGAAUGCCCUGCCCCCAUCGGGAUCUAAAGGUGCACCACCCCCAACGUUGCCUAAACCUUCAGGUUAUUACAAACCAACAGCUGCUGCUAAAGGGCCUCCGCCUAUGCCGCCACCUAAAACAUCACAGCGCCACCACGAGCUCAGCAAUGCUAGAGCAGGUCUAAAAAAAGGACUGCCAUCAUACUCUCCAGUUGAUCUCCCCCCUCCCCCCUCACCUGAUCAAGCUUAUGGAGGCCGGGACGACGCCCCUCUCCCGCCCCCACCUCCUGAGUUGAGUGGAUCCAGCUACCCACCCAAGCCUGCCCCUACCAUGCAGACAUACAAUGAACCACACCCAGCAGUACAACCAGGCUACAGGCAGCCCUCUUACAGGCAGCAAACCAGUCCUACUCCAGGUCCUAGCCCUGCUCCAAAGCCAGCUCCAGCAGGUCUAAAGGGUCCAGACUGGUCUUACCAUGUCCCUCAGCCUACAGACCAGCCUAUCACUUCACCGGCCAAGUCUGGUGCUGAGGCAGAGAUUGAUGCUCUCACAAACCUCCUGGUGGCAAACAUGGGAACAACUCAAGAACCAGAAGGAGAGUUCUUUGGAAUGUGCUCACGUUGCAGCAACAAAGUUGUAGGUGAGAACAACGGUUGUACGGCCAUGGAGCAGGUCUACCACGUUGAUUGCUUCACAUGUGAGAAUAACUGUGGCACCAAGCUUCGUGGACAACCUUUCUAUGCCCUGGAAGGCAAGGCUUUCUGUGAGCACUGCUAUGUAAACUCACUCGAGAAAUGCUCUACUUGCUCUCAGCCAAUCACAGACAGAAUUUUGCGAGCCACUGGCAAGCCAUAUCACCCUGAUUGCUUUACAUGUGUUGUGUGUGGCAAGAGCUUGGAUGGUGUUCCUUUUACUGUGGAUGCUACAAACCAGAUACACUGCAUUGAGGACUUCCACAGGAAAUUUGCUCCUCGUUGCUCCGUGUGCCUUCACCCUAUUAUGCCUGAUGACGGUCAGGAAGAGACGGUUCGUAUCGUAGCUCUAGAUCGCAGCUUCCACGUACACUGCUACAAGUGUGAGGAUUGUGGAGUGUUGCUGUCAUCUGAAGCAGAUGGAAGAGGAUGCUAUCCACUGGAUGAUCAUAUCCUCUGCAGAGAAUGCAACGGAAAGCGUGUCCAGUCAAUCUCAUAAGAGGCGUGUCCAGUCACUCUCGCCAUAGUUACCAACCCACAGGAGGCGUGUUUAAUCACGCAGCAUAUAGUUACCAACCCAUACGAGGCGUGUCCAGUCACUCUCAGCAUAGUUACCAACCCACAGGAGGCGUGUUUAAUCACGCAGCAUAUAGUUACCAACCCAUACGAGGCGUGUCCAGUCACUCUCAGCACAGUUACCAACCCAUGGGAGGUGUGUCCAGUCACUCUCUACAUAGUUCCCAACCCAUAAGAGGCGUGUCCAGUCGCUCUCAGCAUAGUUACCAACCCUUGGGAGGUGUGUCCAGUCACUUUCAGCAUAGUUACCAACCCACAGGAGGCGUGGCCUACUUUAUCCCUAGAUAAUGACUUGCUAAAUCUUAUACUAUUCUAAACCAUACAUGUGUGGAGAGUGCAACAGGAGGUGCUCUCUGCAUAGUAAUCAGUCAGGGGAUGUGUCCUAGGUUAUUUCAAUGCCAUGUGACUUCCAAGUAGGUGUGGUCUGGAUGUUAUUUCAAAAUAAUUAUACAGAACUGCCUAAUUGGCUUGGCAUAUAUUGCCUGAAAAAAACCCAACAACAACAAGCAAACAAAAAGACCCCCACCUCCAAGAAAACAAACAUAAAAACAUAAAAACCCAUUUAGUUUUCACCAAGGAGGUUGGCCUAGACUUUUUAAAAUUAUGUAGAAUAGAACCAUUUGAUAAACCAUUUAUGGCCCUUUUCCUAGAUGACUGGCUAGUGGUUAAGAAUGAAUGAACUUUCUUUCCUUAGAGAUGUAUUUGAAUUCCACUAUGAAUUUGGUCAACAAUAACAAAACAUAUAGAACACAAAACAUACAUAACUUUUGAUAGUAAUAGAAUUCUCUUUAAAAGGAAGAAUUCUUUAAGUAUAUUUACUGCCUUUGCUACAAAAUAUAUUUUAUCUUCACUGCUAAACUUCAUUUUUAAAAGAUAUCAAACUGUUUGUGUCGGCUGAUCUAAAGUCUAGCUAAUAUAGAACAAAACAGUUUUUAUGUCAUGUUAUUCAACUUCUUCUACUCCUGCCAUCAUGAUAUCUGCCAUAAACAAAUAUCUAGUUGGGAUAAUCAGAAACAUAUAAUAUUAAAUAUCUUCAAACUUUCUACAUGUUGUGAAUUGAGAAACAUAAAUUGUCUGAUAAUGUAUGAUAUAUUUGAGUGAUCUUUUAAGCAACACCGCCUUUGAUAUUUGAAUAAGUAUGCACAUCAUUUAAAAAAGUGAACUACUUUUUUUUAAAAAUAUGUAAAGCUCAAUCGUAUCAAUUUACUCUCUUCAAAUAAUGAUAUUUGUAUAAUAUUGAAUGGCCUUGAGUGGGAUAUAAGAGUUGAUCCAUCGAGCUGAUAAGCAUAUUUCACGAGUCUGCAUGACAAGUGAUUAAAAGAAAAAUUCAAUAAAGGAAAUUAUAAAAUAGGUUAAAGAAUGUACUCAAUGAGUUGGAAUGGAUCACGUGUGCGUGCAUUAAUUUUAAUACCAUAUACACGUGGAGUGCAUUGUAUUUUGGUAAUAACAACCAUCAAUUCCUCGACUUCAUACUUGUAUUGUAGACCCAUGUUAUAAACAAAUAAUAUAUGUUUUUAGCUCGUGCAUUAGUGAUAGGCACUGCACUUGGUUAAGUCACAAUGAGACGGACAAUUAUGAACUCGACAAGUCUCGUUCAUGUUAAUUAACAUGCGUGCAUUCACUAAUGCACUCGCAGACAUGUGUUAUUUGUAUACUAAACAACAAAAAAUGAAAUUCUGCUGAUUAUUUGGGCUGCUCCAAGCUUUAGUAGGGAUAUAAACUUAACGAAUGUCGGAAUGGAACGGAUGGAAUUUUGGGGUCUACUAAUAUUUACGAUGAUGGUGACAUAUUGGAAAAGUUAUCUCGACUUGCCUUUAUAAUCAGUGUUACAUGAUAAACAAAUUAUUGGUUCCUGAUCAGCGAGGUUGUACUAGAUUUGAUGGUAUGAUAUGAAAGGAAUGGGUACUACAGUAUGCAUUAUAGUACUGCGUCUGAAUCAAAGAGAGUCAUCUCAUGAAGUAUACAGAGUGUAUUUAUUAAUCAUUUUAUCAUCAUAUCUCGAAAUGUAAAUUGGUUUGAUCAUUAAAAAAAAAAAUUAAGACGUUGAUAUUAUAAGCAUAGGUAAGGUAUAGGGCUGGGGUUAAUAGAAUGUGGUUUACACUUUGUCAACAAAUUCAGUAAAAAUUAUAUGACUGCUCCAAUAUUAUUUGGAUUUAUGUACUCUUUUCUUUUGCUUGUCAGUAACAAUUCUGAAGGUUUGUAAGAUAAAAAUUUUGCAAAAGUUGAAAACUGGAUUUCAGAAUGAGCAUAGGUUUGUUUGAAGGCUCCUUAUACUGUUAAAUUAAAAAUUGUAUGAAAUCAACUCGAAAAGAAAAAGAAUUAUAUUGUGUACAGAAAAAAACAUUUAUACAGGUACUUUAUGAUUAUUAUCUUCUUUUUUUGCAUUUUUCUCUUUUUUUGAUUUUUAGGGAUUGAUUAAUUGGAAAUAAGCAUGGGUUUUCUUUGCAUUGAAUAAAUUAAUUUUCUGUAUAUUUCCCCUUUAUUUCACAUUGUUCAUUGCGUGCUUCCAUGUGUCUGGAAUACAAGUAUAGACUGUAA
Molecule: messenger RNA, 4185 nt
Organism: Strongylocentrotus purpuratus (purple sea urchin)
Lineage: Eukaryota; Metazoa; Echinodermata; Echinoidea; Camarodonta; Strongylocentrotidae
Product: lipoma-preferred partner
Exons: 11
Coding region: 209-1570 (453 amino acids)
Biological process (GO): cell-cell adhesion
Cellular component (GO): stress fiber; focal adhesion
Source: RefSeq, a predicted model, not a curated record